Molecule: messenger RNA, 1056 nt
Organism: Symbiodinium sp. CCMP2456
Lineage: Eukaryota; Dinophyceae; Suessiales; Symbiodiniaceae
Source: the annotation of a GenBank genome assembly
AUGGCGAUGCGACAUCGUGUUGGGUGUAUGCUGUCCCUUGCACUUCUUUCGCAGCUUCUCCGAACACCGAACUUCGCGAAGCCCGCUUCCAUAAAGUCAAAGUUCCAACCGGGCCGGGAGGAUCGAGACUUGUAUGUCAAACUCGAACUCGGAGCGGCGGACGAAUCCGAGUCGGUGGAGGGACUUUCCAGCAAAGACCGAGAUCUAAUCAACAGCAUGGUGACUGGUGGAAACAACAGGGAUUGGUUCACGGUCCUACGUGCGUUUGGGGCCUGCAGUCAAACGAUAGCUCCACAAUUCAAUUUCGCAAUGGCGGCCGCUCUGAAAUGUGGACAGUUCAAGAAAGGCAUUGCUAUAUUCGACGAGCUGUGUGCCUCGGGUGUUCGCAAGACAUUGAAAAGCUACUGCUGUGCCAUCAGACUGUCUGGUGAGCUUGGUUCGCGCGAUCGCAUCAUGGCCUUGUGGACGGAAGCACAGCAGGACGCACUAUGGGAGAGUGAUGAGCAAGCACUCUCCCUCAUGUGUGCUGCACUAUAUGCUUCCUCGAAGGUAGGUAAUGUAACAUUCGCAGCAACUUUGCUGGAUCUGAUGCAGAAGAGGGGAAAGCCGCUAAAUGUGAUUGAUUGGAACCAAGGAAUUGAUGCAUGCGCAGUAGCUGGUGAAGCCGGGGCUGCGAGCUUCUUAUUCGAUAACAUGAUUAAAGCAGGCGUCAAGCCGAACAUAAUUUCAUUCGCUCUCUUGGUCGGUGCGCAUAGUGGAAAGCCCGUUGCUCGCAUCUGUGAAGCAGCGAGGCGCUUGAAGGAUCAUGACGUACUGCCAGACUCGGCUUUCUUCGAAGAGCUCGUGUGUGCCAUUUUCGGUGCCCGGCAGCUGAAGAUGAAUACUAUGAUACGUGCGGAGGAUACAAUUGCAGUGGUUCGGGAUGCUUCAGUGAGUCGGAGGGCAGAGGCCUGGCGAGUGAUCCAGGAAGCAAAAGCAGAGGGAUUGCAUCUGAGCAGCCUCGUGCAGCUGUUCGAAGCAUCACUGCAAAAGGUGGCUGGGUUUCCGACGAUAUGA